AGUUAGAAGCGCGAUUUGAUGGCCUGAUAAUUCUCGAAAGAAUCCUGUCUGUUUAUAAAUACAACCGAUCUUUUAUAUUAUUUAAUUAAAAUCUUAAAGAUCCUUUAAACAUGAGUCACACAAUUUUGCUGGUGCAGCCCGGUCCGAGGCCCGAAACCAGGACUUACUCAGACUACGAAAGCGUCAACGACUGCAUGGAGGGUGUGUGUAAAAUAUAUGAGGAACAUCUGAAAAGGCGAAACCCUAACACACCCACUAUCACGUACGAUAUAUCACAACUCUUCGAUUUUGUAGACCAGUUGGCAGAUCUGAGCUGUUUAGUUUAUCAGAAAUCUACAAACACAUACGCACCCUACAACAAAGAUUGGAUAAAGGAAAAGAUAUAUGUUUUAUUGCGUCAAGCGGCCGGACAGAGUGAUUAAGAUUAUAAAAAAAACUCAACAUUAAGAACACCGUACAGUGUAAACUUGAAAAAAUACAUAGUUGUAUAACAUAAUACAGUAAGAGAGAAAUUAUUAUGUUUGGAAAAAUUCUCUGAUAAGACUCUUUAAUGAUCAAAUUAAUCUAUUUUAUUAGUGAAGUUCAACAUUUAGCACUGUUAUUUAUGUAAAAUCACCUACAUAACGUGAAAACUAUAAGUCCAUCCCACAUGCAAGCAGUUGUCAAUGUAUGUACAUUAUUUAAACCUAUAUUUGACACUUUUGUUGUUUUUUUAAUUUCAUGUAAAAUACAGACUAGAACAAAUAGUGUGCCUGCUUCCUCUAAAAAAUUAGACUGUAAUUGAUUUAAGUAAACUAACUAUGUCUUGAAGUCGAUUAGUUGGUUAGGCUUUGCCCCUAAGGAUGGUUGCUGUAUUUUUUAUAACCUUGGAAAAUAUAUUUAUGUUGUUAACAGCAGCUUCACCAAUACGUGUUGUUUGAGGCAAUCUAGAAUUCAUAUAUUACAUUAUACAACAUUAAUACAAAUAACUAAGUCUACUGGUGACCGAGUUUGUUGUAAACCCUUUAGUGUAGGUAAUAUCAUCCUGCCUAUCUUUGCCGAGAGGCAGUUAUCCGUUUCAGUUUGAGGGAUGGGUCAACCGUUACACAAUACAGUUAAAACUUUGACUUUAUGACUCAUAGUGGGUGACUGAAUUCAGGUGAUGUUUACGUGCUCUGAUAAAUGCUUUACACUAGGUGGACUCGUUGACCCAUCUGCAGGGUGAACCAAUAUAGUCUUUUUACUUUUGAUACAUUAAUUAAAAAAACCUAAAUAAAGGAGAUAAAAACUGUUUGCUUAUUAUGAUUAAACAUGAAUAUGUUUUUUUUUAUUAGUCAAGAUUCACCCUUGAUUAUAUUGACACUGCUGUCAUCUAGUUUUUUUGUGAAAUGCUCUGCACAUCCUUGCAAAUAUUGCUUCAAUUCAUCAAGAAACACGAAACUUCACUUUUAAGGUAUCACAAUAAAAAAAUCGGGAAGGAGAUUAAUGCCAGUUAAUGUUACUCAUUUUGAAGUUCACUUUAUGCUACAGCUACCGAUGCAAAAGUAAACAAACUUUUGUUCCACACUGUACAUAAGCGAAAAUGUUUUUUUCUAUUUAGCACAUUAACUAAUUAAUUUGAGAGUUAUUAUCCAAUAUGGGGUUUGGAAAAUGUUCAGAAAACUGUAAAAAGAGUAAUAAAUUCAAGUGGCCUGUAAGAUUACUGUAAGAGUACUAUAAUUUAAUUAUUAUGAUUUAUUGUUUUAGAGUCAUUAUAACUUAUAUAGUUAGCUGAUCACAUCAUUGACGGGCAGCAAAAGGUGGUUUUUUUUUAAAACUAAAGCAAACAAGCAAUAGAUAAUAUCUUUUCAGAUAACAGUAACGAAUCAUGUAGCAAUUUAAAUGGUUCAUUUGGUUUCCGUGCAAUUUGUCGAACUCUGCCUUUACAAAUUACUCAAAACCACGUUCUAAUGAUACGGCAAGUUUGUCAGCUUUGAUUGGAACCACCGUCCAACACAUUUCUCCCACAAAGCAAUAAUGUUCCAGCUUAUGCAUUUGAGACAUUGCCGGUAAAUAUUGAUCCGUUGUCUGUUUUUAGAGGCAAAUAAAUAGUUAAUUCAUCCAUCAAAGAGUAAAUCUUACGUGAAAUUCAUUCUAAUCAUUUUUCAAAUCGUAUUAGACUAAAAAAGAAUGUAAAUGAUAAUGUCUCAUGAUUAGUCCAUACAUGAUAGGCAGGAUUUUUAACAAAGCAAUUGAUAAGUAACUGACAGAUUGCUGGAAUUAAAAAAAAUUAUUGGCCAAGUUAGAUUUAGCAAUACCUAAAUAAAUAAAAUUCAUAAAUAAUAUCUAAAAUAAGUAUGUAAUAAAAAUAAUUAUUGGUGUUCACUGUCCACCAUUUCUUGUAGUGACCUAGUGAGGCCUUGGUAAUAAAUAAUAAACCGAUCUGGUGAUUUAUCAAGGUUGAAAAUAAUUUAUGUAACUUUUGAAUUAAUAAUAACAAUUGGGUAUUUGACUGCUUUAAGGAUACGUUUAAAACUGUUUAAUGUUUUUGUAGCUCGCAAAAUAUUUUUAUGAAAAAUCAAUUAAAAAAAAACAAUGUUAUGAUUGUGACAAUUAAUGACGUUCCAAGCUAGGAACCAUUUUAUUUAUUUUUCGUAGAUAAUACGGGUCAUCUACCAGUUACCUAUCACCCAGUUAAAAUUCACCAAUGUCAUAUAUCUGAUAAUGAGCUCUUUGUGUAUACAAUAAGAAACAACGCGUUCGUUAGAAAUGAUAUCAAAGGGUUUUAGGGCUGCCCAAAAAAAAAAAAAAAAA
Molecule: messenger RNA, 2772 nt
Organism: Bombyx mandarina (wild silkworm)
Lineage: Eukaryota; Metazoa; Arthropoda; Insecta; Lepidoptera; Bombycidae
Gene: e(r)
Product: enhancer of rudimentary
Source: RefSeq, a predicted model, not a curated record